AACCCAGAAAUCAAGAAGAAAUAACCGCUUAAUCAUCAAAAAUUUUGAAUGUGCAAUAUAUAUCAAUAAUAUACACUUGAAAUUAGAGAAAAUAUGUUUCUGGCAUUAACAUUAUUGGAACUAAACAAACUUGAAAGGGAAAGCUCAAAGUGGAGGAAGCUGUCCUGAGGCUCGGUUUGUGUGUGUGCGUGUCCCUUCUUGACCAGGGUUUUUCAACCACACACUUUCAAAUCUUUAUUCUUCCGUCCACAUGGCCCUCACUCCAGUGUGCAGAUGAAGCAGCUGAGUGGCUGAGUGAAGAUGAACGGCUUGAGCACAGAAGAGGAUUCAGGAUCACAGCAUGAUCAAGUAUGCUGUUUGGUUGAUGCGGGUGAACGUUGCACCCAGCUGGCAGGGAACGCCGCCUAUAACAAGAGGAUACAGAAAACUGUUGCACAGAGGAAGCUUCGCCUGCACAUGGACACUGCUCAGUCCAGCCAUAAUUACAUCUGCGAGUACCACAAAGGUGUCAUCCAGAGUGUGCGAGUGAAACGGAAAAGGAGAGAUUCAGAAGAAGACUUUGGAGACUUUGAUGGAGACCAUCCAGAAGUGGAGCUUUAUAAUUUACAGGUGAACACAUUGAGGAGGUACAAACGACACUACAAGAUACCAACAAGGCCAGGGUUGAAUAAGGCUCAACUAGUGGAUAUCCUCAUGAAGCACUUCCGAACAGUGCCAGUAGUGGAGAAGGAGUGCCUCACCUAUUUCAUCUACAUGAUCAAGGCCAACCGAUCCAAGUUUGACCAGAGGAAUGGGUCAAAUAUUGAUACCUGACCAGCACUAUAAAAGUCUUCACUGGUAACAAUCAUUUACAUACUUGCAGUGAUCAGUGAUGUAUUUUUUUCCUUAUAGGAUGUGCAAUGAGGUUUUCCACUUAUAUAAUUUAGAACCAAACCCUUCUUUUGCAAGGGAAAGAAUUGCUUUAAUAUUCAUAGUGGGAUGGAUCUUCUGUUCCUCUCAGUGUAACUUGUCUGUGAAAAAUGCUUGAGCGACUGUAAAGAGAGAACAGAAUAUGCCUUGACAAGAGCAUUUCAACCAUAUGUUUGAUCCUAUAGGCAAGCUCAGGCAUAAGUUUAUAGGUGACACUUAGUUAGAAAGACAUUUUAAUGUUUUAAUUAUUUAUUUUUACUUAAAUAUUUAUUGAUACUUUUAUUUUUUUAUUCUGAAGAAAAUUUCUCAGUACCCUACAUUCAGUGAUGGCUAAAUACAAAUUGCACACUAUCUAUUUGCUUUUAAUUAUGAGAAGCAAUGAGAGAUUCCAUCAGUAUAUUUAGUGGCAGAAAAGCUAUUCUUUAAAGUCUUCAUUAGUCAGGUUGUAAUUUAGUUUUAAUUUUUUGUUCAUUAUCAUCAUAUCAUCCUCAUUAAUUUAAUUCUUAACCCCCAUUUCCGUAGAUAAAAACUAGAUGCAAGGUCUGUUGCUUACUGCUUCAAUAAAUUGUCUCAUAAAAUUGACUUACUGUCAUUCCAUUUAAACAUUUCAAGAUUUUAUUAGGCCAUCUACAGCUUUAAAUAUUUCUCAGUUUAAUUUUGAUGUCAUUAGUUAUUGAAAGUUUCUCUCUGCUCACAUUUUUUUUAAUUGAGAUGCUCUGUAAAGAAGUGAGGCAUGCAGCACAGAUUAAAAUUGAGACUGCACUUCCAUUGAAUUGGAGAGAAUUGUGUGUGUGAUUGAGACAUUUUGUUUAAAAAAAAAAAAAAAAAAAAAACAGAAAAGUCUGUAAAGCCAUGUUUGUUAUGGUAAAUAUAUUAAAAGUUAUGGAAUGCUGUCAUUGCUUGGAGCUAUGUUAUGAGGCAACAUCUUAAGGGAGGAUUAUUGUAAAUGAGCACAGAGAUGCAAUAUCCAAUCAGCACGCUCCUUAGUAUCAAACCUUUCUGCAGUGCACACAUUGGAUUCUGUGUUUCUUCCCCUUUCAUACAAUUGACUUUACAUAACUAGUAAUUAUCUGAUUCCUGUCUUUGCCUUCACCUCAUUUUUUGUUGUUAGGAAACAACCAAAGAACAAAGAAGAAUGACAUUAAGACUUUAAACCUUACUGACAGGGAACACCUUAUACACACAAGAAAAGCAAGUUCAUCCUUAGGUUUGGGUCGCUUUACAUGCAGAUGAGAGAUGGACAUAUUACUCAGAUAAUUUGUGGCACAGGUAACUGUGGUGGUUAUAAGGGUAUAGCUACAGUCUUAUCUUAAGUCUGAGUUUGAAUCCCUAGAAUUCUCUCUCUCUCUCUCUCUCUCUCUCUCUCUCUCUCUCUCUCUCUCUCUCUCUCUCUCUCUCUCUCUCUCUCUCUCUCUCUCUCUCUUACAUUUUUUCUAUAUUCCUCAUUAUCUAUGAGCUAAAUUUUAAAGCCUUUUGUUAGUGUACCAGAUUGGUGGUGUUGAGUGGUGGUUAAAAUAAACAAUAUCAUUACAAAGAGAAACCUACCAGAAAAGCCACAAAUGUGUAAAUUUUGUACACUGAGUGUGAUGAAGGGUUAAAUUCCAAAAUCUCAGAACAGCAUUCAAUGCAAUUGUUUGAUCAACAAAUUUUUCCUCAUUUUAUUUUGCAAAAUAUGUCAAGGGUCAGAAUUAAUAUUCCUGGUGGUUUUCAGGAGAGGUUAUUCAUGGAAAUAAUGUUCAUGUUUAAUUGAAAAUUUUUUCAUAUUUUACCUCCCUGGGGUGAAUUAUACUAGUGAUAUAAAUUUAAGAUAUUUUACUAUCUUGGCUAAAAUCAUCUUUGUGGCUGCAACUACAUGUAAUAAGUAUGCAUUUUCAGGAUAUGUUCUCUGAUCAAAACUUAAUAGUAGUAAGAAAAAUGAUACACAAAUUGUAAGUAAUGAACAUAGUUAUAGGUGAAGAGGGCAAAGAUGACCAGAAGGACUAUCUUAACAUUUAUCUUGGGAUUCAGUUUUGUAGGAGACACAGCUGUGGUUUUGUAAAGUGAGUGUUUCUGGUUAGAAAAACUGUUAACCCAUAUAUUUACUCAUUGAAUCUUAUUUGAACAUAAUAUAUAAUACUGGAAUGAAUAGUAAUAUUUUUUUUGUAUCCCAAUCUUUUUUUUUGCAGUAUGGGAACGGCUCUGAAUUUUUUUCCUCAUUAUUCUCUGCUUGUGGAGUUUUCUCACCCACACCAUAAUCAUUUAAGUCCAAGAAUAACAUUCAUCCAUUUUAGAAUAUGGCUGCAAAAGUCAUUUAGGAAAGAACCAAGAUCUUAAAAAUUUAGCAUAGAAAGCAAUCUUUUCCAUAACUUGCUUGAAAAUAUAUUUGAGGAAACAGUGAGACCCUCCUUAUGCACAGCAGAAAAGCCAUUGUUGACAUGCAGGCAUUGAAAGUUAUGUUUUACUUCUGCUAGAAGGAAAGGUUUAGUAUUCUCUUGGAAAUUGCACAAAUGAUUUUAGGGUUUGAUAAAGCAACAUUCAGUUAUGUUAUUAACAUAUGCAAUGAACAUUUCAAGGCUCGUGAAUUCUCACCAAUAGUGAUUUUUUUUUUUUAGAAGGGUGGUAAUAGUAAUAGCCUUAUAUUUGUAGACAUUAGGUGUUCUGAUGACUAAAGCAAUUUUCAAAAAUGAUGCAACUUGCCAGUUGCCAUACCAGUCAACCAACUGAGGAAUGGCUUGAUGACCAUGCUAUCAAUUGCUUGUAGGAUUGAUUGACAAACAACAUGACCUUGACCCAGCAGAAAACACGAUGUAAGCACCAAAUUGAGCAGUGUUGCAUAAAAUGAGGGAGAAAGAUGCCAUUGGUAACAAUAGUGACCUCUCUCUGACUUCAUACUGAAUUGAACAUGAGCUUUGCCAUGCAUAUAGCCUGUGUACUGGCUCAUAUUCAAUCAAAUUGUGAGUCACAAAGCAAGCAAUACCACUCUGGUGCUGGCAACCCAGACAUAGGCUAACAACUAUUUUCCAUUAUAGAUUUUUUUUAUGCCUUUUGGUAAAAUUUGCAAUUUAGGGAACUGAUUUUCAGUAUAAAUUCUUGACCAUGUUGAUCAGACUUUAAUCUCAAUUUGACUUGAUUGCUGUGAAAAUAUCUGACAGACAGAUAUCUAGCAUUCUUAGUAAUGUGGAUAUGAUCUUUAAGAGCAAAAAAAAAGAAGAAGAAACACAAGUAUGUACCCUUUCCAAACUGAUGGAAUCACCAACCAGUACAGAAAAAUCUUAGUGGUGAUGAGUUACAUAAACAUGUAGAAUGUUCUUAGAAAAUAGAAAAAAGAAUAACAAAUGUUGAAAGAAAUGCAAGCACAUUUUUUGUUACUUAAGUGAAAACAAAUUAGUAAUAUUUCUCCAGUGUAUUUGUAAGUAUCUAAUACCUGACACACACCAUCUACAUUGAUUAACCCUUAACCAAUGACACUACUAUAGAAAGACAGUCCAGAAGUUAGCAAAAAAUUGUAGUGACACAAUAUGUAGGUUCUCCUCCCUGUAUUUCCCAGCAUAGAUUAUACAUAGUCAGUGAUGUAUGAGUGCACAAGAGCCUUAAAUAUGCUUUAUUGGCAAAUAAUGAGUGGUAGGCCAUCAAAUGGCUGUUGACAUGUUCACUGUUCAAUAAGUCAACACCACAUUUUGCACCAGUAGGCUGCAAUGUCUUUUGCCUCCUGUUAACCUUAAUAAUCUAAAUGUAGACAAUGACAACUUACAGAUCUACAUUACUUAUUAAUUAUAGACAGUGGCCACAUGUAGAUUUGUUUUGUUUUACUGAGCAUAUAGAGAUAAUUCCAUAUUGCAGUAGUCUGUCCUACGUAAUGUGGUCCAACAAAAUUUAUGCUGCAGUCCUAAAGGUUUCAGCAUCUUUGUGAAGGCAAUUUUGAAACUUCAGCUUCAUCUAAAGAUUAAAAAUCAAACUAUUAUUCCACAAGUAUGGUAAAAA
This is a messenger RNA of Scylla paramamosain (green mud crab), 4869 nucleotides long. RefSeq names its product histone deacetylase complex subunit SAP30 homolog (gene Sap30). Bases 301 to 813 code for a protein of 170 amino acids. The record is from RefSeq and is a predicted model, not a curated record. Gene Ontology annotation, cellular component: histone deacetylase complex. Gene Ontology annotation, biological process: regulation of DNA-templated transcription. NCBI's taxonomy places the organism in Eukaryota, Metazoa, Arthropoda, Malacostraca, Decapoda, Portunidae. Gene Ontology annotation, molecular function: transcription coregulator activity; protein binding. The transcript is spliced from 5 exons.